Capsicum annuum is the source of this 934-nucleotide messenger RNA. Its product is annotated as kinesin-like protein KIN-14L. The annotation marks the transcript as partial. The record is from RefSeq and is a predicted model, not a curated record. The transcript is spliced from 5 exons. Gene Ontology annotation, molecular function: microtubule motor activity; microtubule binding; ATP binding. Lineage: Eukaryota; Viridiplantae; Streptophyta; Magnoliopsida; Solanales; Solanaceae. Gene Ontology annotation, biological process: microtubule-based movement.
AUGAACGGAAACGGUCUACUUCUGCCUGAUGCUAGCGUGCAUCAAGUGAAUUGCGCUAGAGAUGUUAUACAUCUGAUGAAACUUGGUGACGUGAACCGUGCUGUUGGCUCAACUGCCAUGAACAACCGCAGUAGUCGCUCACACAGCGUGCAUCCAGUGAAUUGCGCUAGAGAUGUUAUACAUCUGAUGAAACUUGGUGACGUGAACCGUGCUGUUGGCUCAACUGCCAUGAACAACCGCAGUAGUCGCUCACACAGUGUGCUGACUGUACAUGUGCAUGGUGAAGAUACAUCUGGAAACAUAAUCCAUAGUUGCCUACAUUUGGUGGAUCUUGCUGGUAGUGAACGAGUUGACAAGUCGGAAGUUACUGGCGACAGCCUCAAAGAGGCACAACAUAUUAACAAGUCUCUCUCUUGCUUGGGUGAUGUGAUCAUAGCAUUGGCACAGAAGAACUCCCACAUCCCUUAUAGAAACAGCAAACUCAGCUUACUCUUGCAGAACUCUUUAGGUGGACAUACGAAAACGUUGAUGUUUGCUCAUGUCAGUCCUGAAGGGGAUUUCUUCGGAGAAACAAUUAGUACUCUGAAGUUUGCACAGAGGGUUUUGAGUGUGGAACUUGGUGCAGCUCGUUUAAAUAAAGAGAGCGUCGAAGUUUUAGAGCUCAAGGCAGAGAUCGAGACCCUCAAAAAGGCGUUGGCUAACAAGGAAGUACUAACUCCUCAAACUAACAAACCAAAGGAAGCAUCAAGGAUACCUUUCCAGAAGCCUAAAGCAACAGCUGAGCUUCAGGAAGGAUAUGAUGUCACAAAAUUGUAUGAUCAAGCGGGUAAUGAUAGUUUCAUGAAGACUCCUCCGAGUCCACCUUUUGCUUUUAGAAGCCAGGAUACUCCCCAAACUCUAGCUUCUGGUCUCAAAUACCAGCAAGCUCCUCGGA